Messenger RNA from Acanthosepion pharaonis, 654 nucleotides. NCBI's taxonomy places the organism in Eukaryota, Metazoa, Mollusca, Cephalopoda, Sepiida, Sepiidae. The record is from the annotation of a GenBank genome assembly.
AUGUGGAUCAUCUUUUUUAUAUUAGCCGCAGAAAUUGCGGUUCCCGCAUUAUCGGUUCUAGAUGUAAUGCCGAAAAAUGGGACAGAAUUGUUAUUACCGACAAAUAGUUUCCAAGUCAACAAGGACAACAGGAUAGCAAUUGCAAGACAAGCAGUGUUCGUAACACCACAGAAGAUUAUUCCCUUGCAAAUCAGAUGCGUCAUAAACUGCUUACAGAAAACUGUAGCCAAUGUAGAAGCCAUAUUUAAAGUAGAAUUUUCAACAAUGUCACUUCCAACACCCAAACAAACACCGACUUACAAAUGGAAACUUUUCCGGAAAAACACGAAACAAAAUAUUUUAACUUUGCCAGAAGACAACACCAAACCAGACGUGAAAUUGUCGGCUGGCUUAUUAGAAGAAGAUGUCAGUUAUCACCUUGAAGUAAUUUUAGACAAUUUAAACGGAUAUGAUAAGAGUUACGCUAUUUUAGAUCUGAAAACAAAUAAGGCCCCGGAAAAUGGCAGCUGCACUGUGGAUCCAAUGAAUGGGACAGCUGUCAAUACAUUUAACGUUAAUUGUUUUGACUGGCAGGAUCCUGAUGGAAUUUGGAAAUAUGUCAUUGUGUUUGAGGUGAAAGAAAAUCGAUUUAUUAUUGACGAGACAAGUAAGUAA